Messenger RNA from Candoia aspera, 1614 nucleotides. RefSeq names its product solute carrier family 22 member 7 (gene SLC22A7). The transcript is spliced from 9 exons. Gene Ontology annotation, cellular component: membrane. The record is from RefSeq and is a predicted model, not a curated record. Lineage: Eukaryota; Metazoa; Chordata; Lepidosauria; Squamata; Candoiidae. The coding region runs from base 31 to 1614 and encodes 527 amino acids. Gene Ontology annotation, biological process: transmembrane transport. Gene Ontology annotation, molecular function: transmembrane transporter activity.
UCUUAUGAGCAAACAAGCGACUUGGCAAAGAUGAACUUUGAAGAGCUCCUGCAAGAAGCUGGAGGCUUUGGGCAAUUCCAGAUGUUAACACUGCUUCUGCUCUGCCUUCCAAGGCUCUUCCUCCCUUUGCAUUUCCUGCUGCAUAACUUCCUAGCAGCCAUACCAGGACAUCACUGCGCCAUCCCACAUCAGCACCAGUUUGCCAACCUUACUGAAGAAGAGGUUCUACUCAUCAACAUUCCAAGGGAUUUUAAUGGUGCUUUCAGCUCCUGUGAGAUGUUUUCUGAACCUCAGUUUCGCCUCCUGCUUAACUCUUCCCAUGAAUUGACCAACGUAUCUGUCCAGAGCUGCCAGUAUGGAUGGAUCUAUGAUCAGUCCCAAUUCAUUUCCACUAUAGCCACCCAGUGGGAUUUGGUUUGUGAGCAUAAAAGCUUGAACCAAGCAACUGCUACCUUCUUCUUCUUCGGGGUGAUGCUCGGGGCUGUGAUCUUUGGAUACCUGUCAGACAGGUUUGGUCGGAAGAGCAUGCUCCUGGUGUCCUACUUGGGCACCCUCAUCUUUGGGGUGCUGAGUGCGGCCUCAGAUUCCUAUAGUAUGUUGGCAGUGACACGGACACUGACGGGGGUGUUUAUCUGUGGGCUCUCCAUCAUCGUAAUUCCACUGGGCAUGGAGUGGGUGGAUAUAGAACAUCGUGCCAUGUCAGGGGUUAUAACCAGUCUCUUCUGGAGUUUUGGAAAUAUGCUUCUUGCUCUGAUUGCCUACUUGGUGCGGGAUUGGUCCAGGCUGCUUCUCACCACCUCUCUUCCUUGUAUAGUGGGCAUCAUCUCUAUAUGGUGGCUCUCAGAAUCUGCCAGGUGGUUGUUGAUUAAAGGGAAGCUGAAACAAGCUCACAGUCAUUUGAAAAAGUGUGCCAGAAUGAACAGAAGGAAGGAGUUUGCUGACAAAAUAAAUCCUGAGAUCUUACUCAAGACUGCAGCAGCAAUAGCACAGAAGUCAGAUGGGAAUUAUUCCUACAUCAGUCUUCUCCGAACGCCAGUGCUGAGAAAGAUUUCCUUUUGCUUGGGAGCUGUGUGGUUUGGAGCAGCUUUCUCCUAUUAUAGCAUAAGCAUGAACAUCACUGAUUUUGGCCUGGGAAUGUACAUGACCCAGUUUGUCUUUGGGCUCAUUGAGAUUCCUGCCAAGCUCCUUGUUUUUGUUCUGGUGAAUCGAGUUGGACGAAGAGGGAGCCAAGCCUGGUCCCUCAUCCUAACUGGAUUAUUUAUAGGAAUCAACAUUAUCAUCUCAACAUCACUGGGGACUUUGCGCUUGGUGGUGGCCAUCAUAGGCAAAGGAUUUUCUGAAGCCGCCUUCACUACAGUCUUCUUGUAUUCUUCAGAACUCUAUCCCACCAUCCUUAGACAGAAGGGACAAGGAUAUUGCUCCUUCCUGGCACGUCUAGGAGGGUCUGUGGCUCCGCUUGUCUUCCUGUUGAAUAGCAUCUGGAAGCCUCUGCCCCAAGUGGCAUCUUUUGCCAUAGCAGUGCUUUGUGGUUCAUCAGCCUUCUUCCUCCCAGAGACACUAGGCAUCCAUCUGCCGGAAACUAUAGAGGACAUGGAAAAACUAAGGUGUGAAUGA